Cuscuta campestris is the source of this 1574-nucleotide messenger RNA. The record is from the annotation of a GenBank genome assembly. Lineage: Eukaryota; Viridiplantae; Streptophyta; Magnoliopsida; Solanales; Convolvulaceae.
GACUAAUAAUGAAACACUACCAUAACCAAUACUACAAGAAGUACUAUUAGUAUUGUUGUCUAACAUCCCCCCUCAAGCUGAACUCUGGCUAAAGCAAGAGGAAGCUUGGACACUAGCUGGAAACUGCAAUUCUGGCAUGCCACCGCCGCCGGUAGCGGCGGAGCUCUCCAUUGUCGUCGCAAACGACGACGAUGACAGAAGUUGGGCGGAGAGACUCCUCAGAGAUUGUGUGUGCGCGAUCUCUGAGAAGGACUCUGCCAAGACCCACCAUCUGUUGUGGAUGCUGAACGAGCUGGCGUCGCCGUACGGAGACGCCAACGAGAGGCUAGCCGCGCAUUUCCUGCGUGCCUUGUUCUGCAAGGCAACCCAGACCGGCCCCAGGGUCUAUAGGACUCUGGUCUCAGUCUCGACGAAGGCCCACACCUUUGACUUUGCCCGGAAAGUGAUGCUCAAGUUCCAAGAAGUGAGCCCGUGGACGACGUUCGGCCACGUGGCGGCCAACGGCGCGAUCCUCGAGGCCACCGACGGCGCCGCCAAGCUCCAUAUCAUCGACGUCAGCAACACGCUCUGCACGCAAUGGCCGACGCUUCUCGAGGCCCUCGCCACGCGGCACGACGACACGCCUCACCUGAAGCUCACCGUCGUCGCCACCACCGCCUCCUCCGCCACCGUGAAGUCGCUGAAGAACGAAAUAGCCCAGAGACUCGAGAAGUUCGCCCGCCUCAUGGGCGUCCCGUUCGAGUUCAACGUCGUCACCGAGUUAACUCGCCUCGGAGAGAUCACGAAAGAGAUUCUAAACGUGCGCGACGACGAGUCGGUCGCCGUGAACGUCGUCGGAGCGCUGAGGCGCGCGAGGCAGAGAGCGGAGGCGCUCCGCGCCAUCCGCUCUCUGAACCCGAAAAUCGUGACGGUGGUGGAGGAGGAGGCGGCGGAGGCCGCCGGGAACGGCGGAGGCGACUUCGAGGAGUGUCUGGGCUUCUACCGACGGUACUUCGGAAUGCUGGAGGAGAGUUUUCCGGCGACGAGCAACGAGAGGCUGGCGUUGGAGAGGGAGGGGUCGAGGAGCAUACUGAGGGCGGUGGGAUUCGAUGACAUGGCGGAGGAGGACGGCGGCGGCGAGUGCGAGAGGAGGGAGAGGGGAGGGCGGUGGUCGGGGAGGUUUAGGGAGGCGGGGUUCACGGCGGUGGCGCUGAGCGACGAAACGGUGGACGACGUUAAGGCGUUGCUGAAAAGGUACAAAGGGGGGUGGGGGGCUCACCGGGACCCACAACAUGAUGAUGAUGUAAUGAUGAACUCGCCUUCUUCUUCUUCUUCUUCACCAGGAAUCUUCUUGACAUGGAAAGAUGAACCAGUAGUGUGGGCAUCUGCAUGGAAACCCUAGCUAAUUAGCUACAUGCAUGAUUUAAUUAAAUAAGACUAUUAUUGAAUUGAUUGAUUUUCCAAAAGUGAAAAUAGCUUAUAGUGAAAUUCGUUAUAGAUUUGUAAUUAGAUGAAGAAUACCAUGAUAGUUCCAUAAACAUUGGUUUUAUUGAAGUGAAAUUUGCACUAAAUAGGACUAAAAUAUAGGUCAUUUU